This is a messenger RNA of Seminavis robusta, 3301 nucleotides long. NCBI's taxonomy places the organism in Eukaryota, Bacillariophyta, Bacillariophyceae, Naviculales, Naviculaceae. The record is from the annotation of a GenBank genome assembly.
UGUCCCUUGCAAAAGAUACCCCGACGAUGUUCCGGCUGACGCCAGGUUUUAGAUUUCUCGCACACUUGUUCUCUCGACUCGACUCGACUCAUUCGAUUAACUUCCUCGGGGGAAGACGCUGCCACAACACAAGUGACCUCACGCAUUCAGCGUUGUGCCUCAAUCGAAGACAGCACGAAAGGCAACACUCGCAAUUCUCCCGUCGUGCAUAAGGAAGACUAAUAGACAGCUAGUAGCUAGCUAGUUAUACAUAGAGACGACCUGGCAGCAACAACAGCUGCGAACGCAAGGCUGUGGUUGACAGCGUGGACCUUGUUGUUGAUUGAGUUGGGUUCUCUGUCUGUCUUGCGGGGAUCGCCAAAACGGUACCGUGCCAUUCGGAGCGAAGAUCCGGACAUUCGGAUCGAAUCGAGUCGAGUCUGUCCCGCAGUGUGUUGCUGCUGCUGCUUUGUGAAGCGCUUCCAUUAAAACAGAAAGUGACGACUGUAGCACUUUGUGAAAGACAGAAGAAUUGAAAGCAGUGCCGGCGAGAUCAAAACAACAACAGCAGCAACAACAACAAUGGAUGGAUCUUUCAAGAAUCAGUUCGAGUCGACCUUCCAGAACCAAAUGGACGCGUCUGACUAUACUGGCUACGGAGAGCCAUCGAUGGGUCGUCGCGGCUCGGCUGGAGGAGGAGCUGCACCUCACGACUUUACUCGCGAGGAACUGUUGGAAGCCAUUGUGAAUCCCUACAUUGAGGAUGAUUCCCCGGCUGCGGAAGCUCUCAGAGCCAACGCUCAGGUUCACAUUGGUAAAAUGAGCAAGGUGGCUCGUGGUAUCAACGCACAAGCGCUCCGGAAAAUUGUCAAGAGAGCUUCCAUGAGAAGUCAUUUUGGAAACGUGCGAGGGAAACCGCCUCGGGUGCCUCCCCCUUCCCAACUGGGAGAUCAGGGACAGGAGUUGCCCCCGGAUAUGUACGGAAUUGCCGAAGGGGAAUCCGAAAGUGAAGAAGUUUCCAACCGCAAUAGCAACUUUGCAGCACCAGCAGCCUACAACUACAACAACAAUGAUGACGACUUGGACGGAAUGAACGAUACCGCUGCCAAUACUGAUUCUUACGAUGGAGAUAAGAAACAACCUGCCAAAUCUAGUAGCAGUAGUAGCCACAAGAAGGAGAAGAAAGACAAGAAAGCAUCGUCUCCCAAGAAUUCUCAUGUCGUCAAGCAAGCGCCAGAAAUUGCUCAGGAUUACCCGGGCCCGGGCGACCAUUUGCACUACUCUCUGAAUGCCAUGAAGAAACAUGAUCCUACCAUCAAGGCGUUGGCUCCUGAUGGAGAUAAAAAGGAUAUCCCGACCGAAGUUGUGGAUGGAACGAUGGAAGCAGGACGAAAAGUCAUGAAGUCAGUCGAUCCUCACGACAUCUUGAAGCUUACAAGAUGGAGGAGAAAAAAGAGGAAAGGGAAACAAAAGAAGGAACGAAAGAGUUAUGUAACCGGAAAAGUCAUUGAUGGACAGCACGAAUUGUACGCACAAUCCAUUGCGGUCAUGCUGGGUGUUCGAACAUCCAUUGCCAGAACCAACGGGAUGAUCACCGCCGAUGAACACAAGAAGCGGUGGUUGACCGAUGAGGACUUUGAAAACACGGAAAAAUACGAGUUUCGCCCGGAUGGUUCCGAACACACGCCACCGCAUCAGCUUUCCCACACAUUCAAGUUCAAGGAUUAUUCACCCGUUGUCUUUGCUUAUCUGCGGCGGUUGUUUGGUGUCAAUGAAUUCGAUUUCCUGUUAUCGGUGUGUGGUAAUGCCAACUUUAUCGAAUUCAUCUCCAACGCAAAGAGUGGACAGUUCUUUUUCUACUCAAGUGACGGAAAAUACAUGAUCAAAACCAUGACGAAUGCCGAGAGCAAAUUCUUGAGGCGAAUUUUGCCAGACUAUUUUCGCCAUUGCUGCGCAAACCCCAACACCAUGUUGACAAAGUUUUGUGGAAUGUACCGUGUGAAACUGUACCAUCUGCGAAGAAAUGUCAAGUUCGUCAUUAUGAACUCUGUUUUUUACACGGACAAACCGCUUCAAGAAUUCUACGAUUUGAAGGGUUCUAUCCACGGCAGAGAUGCUAAUCCUGGAGAUCAGGUAUUGAAGGACAACGAUCUCCGUGCACGUUUGCCAGAUGGAGCUCUGGCGUUGGCUCCUGAGCUUCGAGACAGGGUGAGGCGUCAGCUGAUUCGAGAUUGCAAUUUCUUGCAGAGGAAUGGAAUUAUGGAUUACUCGAUGCUGGUUGGAAUUCAUCACGUGACACCCAAGGCGAAAGAAAGGGACGGCGGUACCGGUAUGGACGGCAGCGCAAGGAGGUCAACGGCAAGACGACCUUCCUUGGCUCGUAGGCCAACGUUGAGUAGCACAACCAGCGCUGACAAUUCCGCUGGCGCAGAAAGCGAAGCGCAACUGCAUAACUCUAUGAACAUGUCAUUCUCUGCAAGGGGGAACGAGAACAUGCGAAGAUCAAUCCAUGAAAUGUCAGACAACCUGGGACCGCCUAUGGCAAUGUUUGACGACAUUUUGGACGAAGACGAUAGCAGUUAUUUGGAAGGAUCCACUAAUCGUCCUCCCAGAGCUAUAACCAGUCCGAACAUGAGUUCCGCCAACAGCGACAUUGAGAAAAAGAAAGCGCAAACUAUUGAGCAGAUCUACUGGCCAUUCCACCGCUUACACGACAUCCACGGUCAUCGGCGAAUGAUCCCAGGACCUUGCUACCACUGCAUGAGUUCCCCAUGUCGGUGUAGAGACGAUGACAAAAUACUCAAAGGUUGGGGCAUUCCCAACUUCGUGGCUCCGCUGUCGGACCGGAAAGACGGAGGCUUCUUGAUGGACACUGUUGGUUUGGACAUGCCAAUGAAAUACGACAAUAACCGUCUUGGUGAGAUGAUGUGCGAAGGAAAGCUCUUCUAUAUGGGAGUUAUUGAUAUCCUGCAGGAGUACAACUCCAGGAAAGUGGUGGAGUCCAGAUACCGUAUGUUACAAGGUAUGGAUGCAUUGGAGGCCAGUUGUGUGUCUCCACGAGACUAUGCAGCGCGCUUCGUGAAAUUCUUUGACAUGUACUCUAUUCGAGUUGGAAAGUCGGCCCGUGGCGUUCUGUCUUCCUUCAAAAAGUCUACGAGAACGAGUGUAAGAAGUGUGUACAGGAGCGCGAAGAAGGAGAAAGACUACGGGGUGGAAGUGGCAAGGAACAGCCAAAGGUAGAAGACGGAAGCAAUCAUAGUUUUGAAUAAAUACUCUCAUAGUUUGGGGCUUGUAAAUGGCUUUUAUGUUUGGCUUCUUUGUG